AUGGACCAUGGCAAGAUAAGGCCCGUUUCUCACACCGUCCGCUCGGGCGUCGUUGUCGUCGACGGCACCGACGUUGUCCGCGAGCUGCUGGAAAACAGCAUCGAUUCCGGCGCCUCGCAUGUCGCCAUCAGCGUCGCGUUUGAGAACGGUUGCUUGGACAUCGAGGUCGCUGAUAACGGCACGGGCGUGGAUCCACAAGACCUUGCAGCCAUGGGACGCCGCCACUGGACGUCCAAGGAUCUGAAGGAGUCGAAGUUCGGCUUUCGGGGAGAGUCGCUGCACGCCAUCAUGGGGUUGUGCACGCGAACAGAGAUUGUUAGUUGCAGAAGCGGAUGUGCCUGGAAAAUGCACUAUAUUGGCACAACCGCACGAGAACAGCCCCGUCGGUGCGCUUUCGACGGGGCGACCGGAACAUUCGUGCGUGUGGUUGAUGUGUUUGGCCGGGUGCCCGUGCGCAAAGAGCAGCUGGCUGUCGAAUGGCGCGAGAUGACUGCAAAGCUGAGCAGAACGGCGUUCUCUGUGUUGGUGGCGCGGCCGGGGGUCACGGUAACUCUAGAGCGCAAUGGUGUGCGUGUGUUUAGUGCGAUCAAUCAGGGCGGUGUGGCAGGCAUCGUGGGCUUGCUGGAGGAGCUGUUUGGGCUCAGGGACGUGGUGGAGCCUGUCGAGGCCCGCUUCGAGGAUGUGGACGUCACUGGGGUGCUGGGGGCAGACGUUGCCAAAAAAUGCCAGUUCCUGUUCCUUAAUGGCCGUCCGCUGGAAAACAGAAGCCUCCAGAGAACAAUCAGUCUCCAGCUGGGCAGACAGUCGGCACUCUAUGUGUUCGACAUCCGUACACCGCUCCAGGAGUCGGAUCUGCUGCAGAGCCCGAGCAAAAGGGUGUUCAGUCCCGUGCUGUUCGACAAGAUCAAGGCUGUGUUGGAGGAGGUGGUGCGCCGGUGGACUGACAAAGACAGAGCCGGGCGAGUGCAGAAAAAAGCGCGUCGGUCCGUAGGCCUUUCGCAUUUCUUCAGUCCCGCUACUAGCGUGGUGCUUGACGGGCCCAGCAUCGGGCGCAGUCGCGUGGUUGCCCAGGUAGAGAGCAAGUUUGUUCUUGUGCGCAUUGACGACGUGCUUGUGGCGCUGGACCAGCACGCGUGCGACGAAAGAGUGCGCGUCGAAGCCCUGUACCGCCGAUGGACGGCCAGCACGCACACUGUCGCAGUACACAUUGAGAUACCCGUCGAUGCGGGCGAGAGGGAGCGUUUUGCACGUUUUUCGGCCGAAUUGAGUCGAUGGGGCAUCAAAUGGCGGCAGGAGAACGGACUCGUGGUGGUGCGCGAGAUUCUGGCUCUCGUGGCGGAAAAGGACGCUCUGUUUGUGCAGACCGGCGUGUUGCGGUUUCUGGACGACCUGGCGUCGAAACGCAAGCGCGCCAGCGCCUCCGGCGGCGACUGGUGGGUCGCCACGGCCGAGAUGCCGGAGAUGUACCACGAGACCAUCCGGUCUCAGGCCUGUCGCGAGGCGAUUCGGUUUGGGAGAACGCUGGACCACGAUUCGCAGUGCAGGCUCGUAUCGGACCUGGCGCGGUGCAAGGACCCAUUGCACUGCGCGCACGGCCGCCCGACGUGCGUGCCUUUGAUAAGAUGGCUAGAUAGAUAA
This is a messenger RNA of Ogataea haglerorum, 1638 nucleotides long. RefSeq lists its product as uncharacterized. The record is from RefSeq and is a predicted model, not a curated record. The coding region runs from base 1 to 1638 and encodes 545 amino acids. Gene Ontology annotation, biological process: mismatch repair. Gene Ontology annotation, molecular function: ATP binding; ATP hydrolysis activity; ATP-dependent DNA damage sensor activity. The transcript has a single exon. NCBI's taxonomy places the organism in Eukaryota, Fungi, Ascomycota, Pichiomycetes, Pichiales, Pichiaceae. Gene Ontology annotation, cellular component: mismatch repair complex.